AUGCCAAGUAGAGUGAUAUUAAAAACUAAUAAAUAUUCCAAACCUACCAUUGUUUAUCCUCGUGAAGUUUACAUGUUCCGCAUCAGUCGCAAAGAGACCGAAGGCACCGAAGCCAUGAAAACUAGGCCGGGAAUUGUAAUUUCCGUGGAAGGAUUAAAUAAAUGGAAUAAACGCUGUAUUAUAGUGCCUGCUACCACUAAAAAAACUGAACUAGCCAAAAUUUAUCCCUUUGAAGUAAAAGUAAUAAUUGAUGGCAAAAAAGGGAAAGCGAUGAUCGACCAAUUGAAAACUUAUAGUUUGGGACGAAUUACUGAAAAUUCUUUUUUAGGGAAGGAAACUGGUAUAAAAGCACCGAAAAUAAUUGCUUGUCUAUCACAAAAAGGCGGGGGAGGAAAAUCCACUCUGGCUCGGGCUUUGGCGGUCGAACUUACCAAGCAAAAACCAAAUACUUUACUGGUUGACCUCGAUAUCCAACAAAAAACCAGCCAAGAAUGGGCGGAAAGGAGAAAAAACCAAGGAAUAAAACCAUUGAUUAACUGUCAAUCUCUCCCUUUUUUUGAUGAGAAAUUAACUAAAAGCCAGCACGAUUAUCUAAUAAUUGACGGACCAGCCAAAAUAAGUAAAGAAAGUUUAGCCAUUGCCAAGCAGGCUGAUUUAAUUAUUCAACCAGUCAGGCCAAGUUUGGAUGACCUAAAUCCUGCCAUUAGAGAAUUUAAUGGAUUGUUUAAAGCGGGAAUUCCGAAAAGUAAAUUAAAUUUCCUGAUUAAUGCGGUUGGUUCUCCUGCUAUGGAAAAAGCCACUCGUGAAUAUUUAUCGCAAACAGGUUAUUUUAUUUUCCCAAUUGCUUUGGAAGAAAAAGUGUCUUACCAAGAAGCCCAGAAUCAAGGAUUAAGCAUUAGCGAGGUAAAAUAUAAAAGAUUACAGGAGCAAGUAAAAGGGUUAGUAAAAAGUAUAUUAAAAAGGUGUUAA
Racocetra persica is the source of this 969-nucleotide messenger RNA. The record is from the annotation of a GenBank genome assembly. NCBI's taxonomy places the organism in Eukaryota, Fungi, Glomeromycota, Glomeromycetes, Diversisporales, Gigasporaceae.